AUGGCGGGGCUACCUGAUAAUGUCAACAUCGUCACGAGCUCUCUCGAUGCGGAGAUUUAUCGUGGCUUUUGGAUGAACCGCUCCGUUCAUUUCAUUGAAGGAGCAACAUUGACACUGGGUCACAGAAGCGGCGAACUUCUGAUUGCAUUCUUGGCUCUGUACGUCAAUGCAAGCGGUCGAGGCCUCUGGAAACUCGUUCGUUGCAUUUUGUACUUCAAAGGGUCCUCACAAGCAAGUCCAGACGGUCCUUAUCUACAGCGUCAAGCUACCUUGCGAAACUCAAACUUGGCUCUUGAUGCAGUCGUUGAGCUCCUGGACAUAUGGCGAACAUGGCGUCAGAGGGUGCUGAAAAGCCAACGGAAAACUCUAGAUGCAGCUUUCGUUGCUCUGCUGGUAGCCGUCGGCUUCAUUCUAGCUGGUAUCUUUUCGUCCCGCGUAUCCCAAGGCACAAAAGAUGUCCUUAUUUCUGGCCCCACUGACAAAUGUGGCGUCAAUCUAACAGGCGUCGGGUUUAUCAGAUCCGAAAAUCAGGAUGUGCAGGCAUACAUUGCACCAUUCUUAAACCAAAAGUCGGGUGACUAUCUGAAAUAUGCUCAACGCUGCUAUCAAGAGGAAGACAAGUCUCAACUGCCCGACGAGUGCUAUAUCCUGCCAACUCCAACCCUGCCUUACACUAAAGAGACCAACGCUCCCUGCCCUUUUCCCGAUAAGGCUCAAUGUAAGCUGCAAUACGGCAAUCUUAUAGUCGAGACAGAGCUGCUGGACGGCUACAAACAUCUUGGGUUGAACCGCGGUCCACCUUUGACCAUGAGGGUGAAGCAUCAUUGCGCACCUUUGAACGUUACAGCCGAUACUACUUCGUCACCCGGUAUCUGGAAGUAUUAUCUCGGGGCCAGGAAAGACAAUCUGACGUUCGAAAGUAAGGAAGACACAAGCACAUCAGCCUCGAGCCAUAGAGGCAACUACGUAGUCUACGCAGUUAGCCCACUCGAACUGGAAUCCCGCUAUGGAGACCGAAUCCUGUUCAUCGACGGGUUCAAUGUCAAGGAUACGAGUACAACCAUGCUUUUCCUGGUUUCGUCAUUCGUCAACUAUUUGAACAAGACAGACGAUCCCUGGUUUUCAGCCACGAAGCUCGGGAUCAAUGGCACUUACAGCUCUGAUCAAGUCGUCUCAGUGAUCGGAUGUACAACCAAGAGAGAGUAUUGCAACCCGCAGUCGGGAAACUGUGUACAAGUCUAUCAAAAGUACGACAAACAAGAAGCUGCGUUCGAGCGGGCAUGGAGCGACGAAAAGGAUCGCGAACAUCUGCGUCCUAUAGCGAUGACUUUGCAUCAAUUUGGCGCGGAAAGUAUAGGGGCUUUCUUCGGAGCUAGAAAUGUGCCGAACCUGCUCGCAAGGCAAACCCUAAGACUUCCACCAGUAACUUACACGCCCGUUCAUGCGAAUCAGACAAAAGCAUUGCCUUCAGACCAAUGGCAAAAGGAGAUGGUGUACCUCAGCCAAGCCAAUUUUGCAGCUAUGCAACAUUCUUUGGUGGACUACGCGAGGGGAUCAUGGCUCGGUGGGGAUCUAUGUGAUCGGGGCAUAUGCAGAAGACAAUGCCGGAGCCAGAGAGUUCGCAGCUCGAAACACUACUCUUUCAGCGUCCUAGGCAUGUCGAUCAUACUCAUUGUUGGUGGCAUCAUUCAGUUCCUGGCCUUCUUCUUGGACGAAAUCUUGGCUCUUCUAUUCAAGUUCAGACGCAUCCGCAACAAUGAAGACUUCGACUACGCAUACGCCGAGUGGCAAGUUGGGUCCACGCUGCAAUUGCAGCGAUUAGCGCACGAGGGCGUGGGCGCAGGCACCUGGACUAAAGCAACGGAUCUAGUACCGGUUACGCGUUCAAGUGAUACCCUUGCCGUUCUGGAUGUUCGUGAUCGCGAUCAUCCACGACUGGUACUGCAUCCACGUGAGCUUACGGUCAUUCACACCAACAUAUCUACUAGUAAAAAUUCAUCAACUCGGUAUGAGAGGCUCGGUGAUAGGGACGAGCAGUAG
Messenger RNA from Boeremia exigua, 2040 nucleotides. RefSeq lists its product as uncharacterized. Bases 1 to 2040 code for a protein of 679 amino acids. The transcript is spliced from 4 exons. Lineage: Eukaryota; Fungi; Ascomycota; Dothideomycetes; Pleosporales; Didymellaceae. The record is from RefSeq and is a predicted model, not a curated record.